Messenger RNA from Setaria italica (foxtail millet), 398 nucleotides. RefSeq lists its product as uncharacterized. NCBI's taxonomy places the organism in Eukaryota, Viridiplantae, Streptophyta, Magnoliopsida, Poales, Poaceae. The record is from RefSeq and is a predicted model, not a curated record. The coding region runs from base 16 to 372 and encodes 118 amino acids. The transcript has 2 exons.
UGCCAUCACCGCGGCAUGCCCCCCACAGGCACAGUGGAGGCCGUGGCGCUGGCGCGUCGGGGACGGCGCAAAAUGAGUAGCCCUAGAGCGGCGGGGUCGCGGGUUGGUGAGAAGCGCUGGGCGGUGGGCACGGCGGGAUCGGAGCUCCGUGGCGCGCCGCCGGUGCUGCACGGCGCGGCGGGGAAACAGAGGAGGUGGCCCUUUGACUGGGCCCUGGGCCGCAACGAGAAGUGCUUGCUGUCACCACGGAGUUCCAAAAUUUCAACCGGGCUUGACCAAAGCACUGUGAUCAGCGGAAGUGACACAUUUGACAGAGCAAGCAUCAGCAUGUACAUGUACCAUCCCUUCUCUAACACAAUCCUGUUUCUCUAACACAAUGUUCUGCAGCCUUCUUUCUA